Molecule: messenger RNA, 915 nt
Organism: Exaiptasia diaphana
Lineage: Eukaryota; Metazoa; Cnidaria; Anthozoa; Actiniaria; Aiptasiidae
Product: hypoxanthine-guanine phosphoribosyltransferase
Exons: 11
Coding region: 151-885 (244 amino acids)
Biological process (GO): hypoxanthine metabolic process; IMP salvage; guanine salvage
Molecular function (GO): hypoxanthine phosphoribosyltransferase activity; magnesium ion binding
Source: RefSeq, a predicted model, not a curated record
GAGCAGACGAGACCGGAAGUCGCGGCUGUUGAAAGAGACUACACUCCGUGUAGCGAAUACAGGGGUGUUCCUCCCCUCCCCGACCCUGGUUUAGCCUCUGGUUCCUUCCACAAGAGAAUUUGAUUGGGCUGCCUGUCGAAUUACAUUUUUAUGUGCUUGGGGUUCCUGUUUUAUUUCUGCUCCAUCCCGUGCCGACCCGUGCCUGCACUGUGCACAUGUAGUUUCAAAAUGGCUCAGGGGACAUUCAUAUCGAUACCAGAUAACUAUACUGGCUUUCCUUUGGAUAUGUUUUGUAUACCAAAACAUUAUGAAGAAGAUCUGAAACAUGUCAUGCUCCCUAGAGGGAUUUUGCUCGAUAGAACCGAACGACUGGCAAGGAAUAUAUGCAGAGAUCUCUCUCCAGGGUCACUUGUUGGCUUAUGUGUAUUGAAAGGAGGGUAUCAGUUCUUUACAGACCUGAUGUCAUACAUCAGUAAUAUUAGUUCCAAUUCAGAUCUUUCAUUGCCUAUAUCUGUGGAUUUCAUUCGCUUGAAAAGUUAUGAGAAUGACAAAUCUUCUGGAGAGGUUCAGAUUAUUGGCGGUGACAAUUUAUCUUCUUUGAAAGGAAAGAAUGUUCUUGUCGUCGAAGAUAUUGUGGAUACUGGKGCUACCAUGCUGAAACUUUUAAAUACUUUGAAAAAAUUUGAACCAGAAACGAUCCAAGUAGUAAGUUUAUUUGUGAAGAGGACUCCAAAAAGUACAGGUUAUCGUCCGAAUUAUAUUGGAUUUGAAAUACCAGAUGAAUUCAUUGUUGGCUAUGCUUUGGAUUAUAACGAGUACUUCAGGGACUUGAAUCAUGUCUGUGUCAUCAAUGAAAAUGGAAAGAAGAAGUAUUCUGUACRAUGAAGAAUAAAUUUAUCAUCUUUUGUACUAAAA